ACACCAAUAGCACACGGUGGAUGAGCACAUGUCCUGACGUCACGGACAACGCCCCCGUCCGGCCCACUGACGCAAACCGUGAGCCGAUCCUCAGGUCACCCGCACCGCGCCACCGAGCCGGCCAGAGACACACGGAUGGACCGCAGCGCGCUCACACGGGGAUCAUAAAGCCGGUCUUCUUCUUCUUCUACCCUUUCUUUGAUUCAGACUCCAUUUUAACAAGCGGUACAACCCGAGUAUGGUGGCUAUUUGAAGAGGAAAAGGAUGCCUCAGAAAGACACCCUGCUAAACCUCUUCGCCGGGGGAUGUAGUGGUACGGUGGGAGCCAUCGUGACCUGCCCCCUGGAGGUGUUGAAAACACGGUUGCAGUCCUCUGGUCUGGCACUUCGACCCAUCUUCCAGGUCCAGCUGGGCACCCUGAGCGGCACUGGAGUUAUUCGACCGGGUACAGUUUCUCCGGGGCUGCUUCAGGUCCUCCGGUCAAUACUAGAAAAAGAGGGACCAAGAUCACUUUUCCGUGGUCUGGGGCCAAACCUUGUUGGUGUUGCCCCCUCAAGAGCCAUUUACUUUGCUGCAUACUCAAAAUCUAAAGAGACGUUCAAUGGGCUGUUCGUCCCUAAUAGUGGACCGGUGCACAUGUCGUCUGCUGGUGUUGCCGCUUUCGUUACGAACUCUCUGAUGAACCCAGUCUGGAUGGUCAAGACCAGAAUGCAGCUGGAGAAAAAAGCCAGAGGCGAGAAGAAGAUGAAUGCAUGGCAGUGUGCACGCUAUGUUUACAAAACGGAAGGGAUUCGGGGCUUCUACCGAGGUUUGACUGCAUCUUACGCUGGCAUCUCGGAGACCAUGAUCUGCUUCCUCAUCUAUGAGACACUGAAGAAACACCUCGCCAAGACCCAAUUCGCCUCCUCAAAUGGUGAAAAGGAGAAAGGAGCAUCAGACUUCCUGGGUCUGAUGAUGGCAGCUGCUUUUUCAAAGGGUUGUGCAUCCUGCAUAGCCUAUCCACACGAGGUUAUUCGGACAAGGCUGCGUGAGGAAGGCAGCAAGUACAAGUAUUUCUUCCAGACCGGAAGGUUAAUAGCGGUGGAAGAAGGCUAUGCAGCUUUUUAUAGGGGACUCAUUCCACAGCUAAUUAGACAAAUCCCUAACACAGCCAUCGUCCUCUCCACGUAUGAACUCAUUGUCCAUCUUCUGGGAGAAUCAAAGUGAAGAAAAGGCUGGAAAGUUGGGAUCCUGACAAGCAGUGGAUGCCACACAGAACCCCCAAAAUGCUGGGCAAAAGACUUCUGAAAAUUGCAGUACAUACAUUUUAUUAAAUGUGGUGCUGCAGAGACUUUUAUGGUGGAACUGAAGCAGGUUGUACUGUUAUCCAAAGAGCUAAACACAUUAUUUUAUUGAAAGCUUGUUGUUCGGACAUUAUCAAAACAACUGAAGAAGUCGAGAUACUUAUUAAAACUCCAAACCUGUGAAAGAGGUCAUCUUCUUAGAGGACUAGUGUUAAGUUAACUAAAUUAUUUUAUGUUUUGUUUUAUGACAUUGUUUGUCUCCUUUUAUUGGUGGUAAAUGUACCAACACACAUGACUGCACAGGUUGACUCUUUUGGUUAAUGACGGGAAAUAAUUCAGAUGAAGUGCUACUAAUAGUGCUGUUUCUUGAAAUGUAAUGACUACAAAUCAUUUUGAGUUUUCUGUUUCACAAAUUCACUGGUUUUGAAGUUUGAAUUACAGAGAAAUGUAUCAUAUUUUUCAAUAAUAUAUAUAUAUAAAUAUAUAUAUAUAUCUAAAUAUAUAUAAUUAUAUGCAGACUUAUCUGUAUGUUUUCUUUGUGGAAAAAAGUCACCUUUUACAAUAUAAUGAGAACUUGGAUGCCUAUUUGACCAAUGGCUCAAUA
Molecule: messenger RNA, 1887 nt
Organism: Anoplopoma fimbria (sablefish)
Lineage: Eukaryota; Metazoa; Chordata; Actinopteri; Perciformes; Anoplopomatidae
Gene: slc25a33
Product: solute carrier family 25 member 33
Exons: 7
Coding region: 265-1206 (313 amino acids)
Biological process (GO): pyrimidine nucleotide import into mitochondrion
Cellular component (GO): mitochondrion
Molecular function (GO): pyrimidine nucleotide transmembrane transporter activity
Source: RefSeq, a predicted model, not a curated record